CACUUUGUGACAGAGGAAACGAGGUAACACCCUGUACCAUUUGUUGCUUUAUUUUUAACAUUUUAUCGUUUUUUACUGCACUCAAUCAUUGUGCAAUUAUUUUCAUUGUAUAUUCGACGGAUUUUAUUCAAGUAGUGACACAAAAUGCAGCUUCACAUUAGAGGACAAGAGUCGCAUUUAAUCGAGUGCCAGGAUCAUGAAACGGUGGCACAAAUCAAGGCAAGACUAACAGCAUUUCAAGAUGUUGAUUUUCAACUGUACUGUGCGGGUGCUCCAUUGAGCGAUGAAGUCCGUGUUAGUGAACUUCCUUCAAAUACCUUAGACUUGUCAGUAGCUCUCCUCGGAGGUAAGGUUCACGGAUCCUUAGCUCGUGCUGGUAAAGUAAAGGGACAAACACCGAAAGUUGAAAAACAAGAGAAAAGUAAGAAAAAAACUGGACGUGCUAAGAGACGAAUCCAGUACAACCGUAGGUUUGUCAACGUGGUCCAAACAUACGGCCGCAGACGUGGCCCAAAUGCUAAUCCUAAUCCUUAAGCAUAUUUUCCUUUGUAUUUUAUGCAUUACGUAUUUUUAAUACCAUGUAAAAUAUAAAAAUGAUAAUACAAAUUAUGUUCUGCUUAAUUUGAUUGUUUAUCUUUUACAUAACAUCAUGUCAUUUUUUAAUAAGGUAAUAAAAAAAUAAACAAAUUUGGAACAGA
Messenger RNA from Phymastichus coffea, 698 nucleotides. RefSeq names its product ubiquitin-like FUBI-ribosomal protein eS30 fusion protein (gene RpS30). The transcript is spliced from 5 exons. Gene Ontology annotation, molecular function: structural constituent of ribosome. The coding region runs from base 145 to 534 and encodes 129 amino acids. Gene Ontology annotation, biological process: translation. Lineage: Eukaryota; Metazoa; Arthropoda; Insecta; Hymenoptera; Eulophidae. The record is from RefSeq and is a predicted model, not a curated record. Gene Ontology annotation, cellular component: cytosolic small ribosomal subunit; ribosome.